This is a messenger RNA of Plasmopara halstedii, 187 nucleotides long. RefSeq lists its product as uncharacterized. The record is from RefSeq and is a predicted model, not a curated record. The transcript has a single exon. The annotation marks the transcript as partial. NCBI's taxonomy places the organism in Eukaryota, Oomycota, Peronosporomycetes, Peronosporales, Peronosporaceae.
AUGGAUCUGAGCGAAAUUCCAUUCGACGUGCCGGUUAUAAUUCAGUCGGUUUAUAAACUGAAAAGUUUGCAAAAUCCUGUUGGUUCCAACAAAGCCCGUUGUCUAUCUUUCAACCGUGACAUUUACGAACAACUUUUUCUACGCCGUGAUUGCCAUUCAAUCAGCUCACAAUGGACGCUACUUGCAA